UCUGGAGACUUACCUUCUUCUUUGAAAAAUUGCAAUCGGCUGUCAUUUUUGGAUUUAAGCGAGAAUAUGUUUUCUGGAAGUAUACCGGCCUGGAUAGGAGAAAACUUGUUAUCUUUGAUUUUUUUGAGUCUACAAGCUAAUGAGUUUUAUGGGAGGAUACCUUCCAAUUUAUGCCAAUUAGCAAAGAUACGGAUUCUGGACCUCUCCCAAAACACUCUCUCUGGAGCAAUACCAUUGUGCCUUAAUAAUCUGACUGCCAUGGUUCAAAAAGGAGAUCCAGAUGGUAUUAUCGAGCAUAAUUAUUGGUAUUCAGUGGAAGGAAAUAAAUCUUUCUGGGGAGACUCCUACGUUGAAAAGGCAUGGGUUGGAUGGAAAGGAAUGAAGUACGAGUAUGAAAGAAGUCUUUUACUGUUUAGAAUCAUUGAUUUCGCAUGCAACAAAUUAAAUGGAGAAAUUCCAGAUGAGAUAACAAGACUUUCUGAAUUGGUUGUAUUGAACUUAUCAAGGAACAAUUUGAUAGGACUUAUCCCUAAAAACAUUGGUCAAUUGAAACAAUUACAAUCUGUUGAUUUGUCAUACAAUCAUUUGUCGGGGCCAAUCCCUGACAGCAUGGCUGAUCUAAAUUUUUUGAGUUACUUGAACCUGUCAUAUAAUAACUUAUCAGGAAAAGUUCCAACGGGUACUCAACUCCAAUCCCUUGAGGCUUCAGCCUUUAUGGGAAAUCAAGCACUGUACGGGCCUCCAAUUACACAACAGUGCCCCAAAAAUGACACGUUUCAACCUCAACCACCUGAAGAAGAGAGGGAUGAAUUCAAUAGAUGGUUUUAUGUUGGAAUGGGAAUCGGAUUCUUCAUGGCGUUUUGGGGAGUUUUUGGCACUCUACUGUUGAAGCGUUCUUGGAGGCAUGCAUAUUUUCGACUCUUGGAUAACUGGACGGACUCACUGUACGUGACAUCCAUGCUGUCGAGUGCAAGAUUGGUAAGGAAGUUCAAAAGUUAGAGACUACUAAGUUUCUACUAAAGGUUAACUAUCAUAGUUGUAGCAGUAUCAGAGUUGUGAACUAUGGAUUCAAAAAGAUAAAGAACGUGGCAUGCAGACAUAGCUCCAGAUUGGGACAAAAUGCGUUGUCUCUUGAUGAAUAGUCUGCUUUUUUUUCUGUUUUGAGAAGGAUGAAUAAAUAUGCUUUGAAAUUAUCUUCUUGUCUAUGCAUGCUUAUCUACUUGUUGAUGCACGAAUUCUGAAGAAAACUUU
Molecule: messenger RNA, 1251 nt
Organism: Theobroma cacao (cacao)
Lineage: Eukaryota; Viridiplantae; Streptophyta; Magnoliopsida; Malvales; Malvaceae
Product: receptor-like protein EIX2
Molecular function (GO): protein binding
Source: RefSeq, a predicted model, not a curated record